Molecule: messenger RNA, 5998 nt
Organism: Gekko japonicus
Lineage: Eukaryota; Metazoa; Chordata; Lepidosauria; Squamata; Gekkonidae
Gene: PLXNA1
Product: plexin A1
Exons: 31
Coding region: 5-5674 (1889 amino acids)
Biological process (GO): regulation of cell migration; positive regulation of axonogenesis; semaphorin-plexin signaling pathway involved in axon guidance
Cellular component (GO): semaphorin receptor complex
Molecular function (GO): protein binding; semaphorin receptor activity
Source: RefSeq, a predicted model, not a curated record
CACCAUGUGGCUCCUAAGGCUAAAGUACCACUUGUCAGUCAACAUCUGGACUCUGCUGCUUCUGGGGAGUGCCUGGCUGCCCUUAUCAGAAGGCACCCCCAAGUCCUCCUCUCCUUUUAGGACUUUCCAGGUCACAGACUGGAGUUUGACACACUUGGUAGUCCACAAUAAAACCGGGGAGGUGUACGUAGGUGCUGUCAACCGGAUCUAUAAGCUUGCAAACAACCUCACGCUACUGCGCACUCAUGUGACAGGGCCAGUGGACGACAAUGAGAAGUGCUACCCACCACCCAGUGUGCAGUCAUGCCCACAUGGGCUAGUCAGCACCAACAACGUCAACAAGUUGCUACUGGUGGAUUAUUCUGGGAACCGGCUGAUAGCCUGUGGCAGCGCUUCUCAGGGCAUCUGCCAGUUCCUGCGCUUAGAUGACCUUUUCAAGUUGGGUGAGCCUCACCACCGCAAGGAGCACUACCUCUCCAGUGUGAAUGAGUCAGGCACCAUGUCAGGUGUCAUCAUUGAAGUGCAAAAUGGGCAGAACAAACUCUUCAUUGGUACACCCAUUGACGGCAAGUCGGAGUAUUUCCCUACCCUGUCCAGCCGCAAGCUGAUGGACAGCGAAGAGAAUGCAGAAAUGUUUGGCUUUGUUUAUCAGGAUGAAUUUGUCUCUUCCCAGCUCAAGAUCCCAUCCGACACACUCUCCAAGUUCCCCACAUUUGAUAUCUACUACAUCUACAGCUUCAGCAGUGAGCAGUUUGUCUACUACCUGACCUUGCAGUUGGACACCCAACUUACCUCACCUGACUCGACUGGAGAGCAGUUCUUCACCUCUAAGGUUGUCCGGCUAUGUGUGGGUGAUCCCAAAUUCUACUCGUAUGUGGAAUUCCCCAUUGGUUGUGUUCGUGAUGGCAUUGAAUACCGCCUGAUUCAAGACGCUUAUCUCAGCAAGCCUGGGAAGGCGCUGGCCAAACAGCUGGGCAUCUCAGAACAUGAGGAUAUCCUCUUCACAGUCUUCUCUCAGGGCCAGAAGAACAGGGUCAAGCCACCAAAGGAAUCUGUCCUUUGCCUCUUCACACUGAAGAAAAUCAAAGACAAAAUCAAGGAGCGCAUCCAGUCUUGCUACCGUGGGGAAGGGAAGCUCUCUUUGCCCUGGCUUUUGAACAAGGAAUUGGGCUGCAUAAACUCACCUCUGCAAAUCGAUGACAAUUUCUGUGGGCAGGAUUUUAACCAACCAUUGGGUGGGACAGUCACCAUUGAAGGUGUGCCACUGUUUGUGGACAAGGAAGAUGGUAUGACAUCAGUAGCUGCUUAUGACUAUCGUGGGCACACCGUUGUUUUUGCUGGGACAAGAAGUGGCAAGAUCAAAAAGAUCCUGGUAGAUCCUGCCAAUCCCAUUGGACGUUCAGCAUUGCAGUAUGAGAAUGUCGUGGCCCAUGAAGGCAGCUCCAUUUUGCGGGACUUGGUGCUCAGCCCUGAUCUCCAGUACCUCUAUGCCAUGACUGAAAAGCAGGUGACUCGUGUGCCAGUGGAGAGCUGUGAGCAAUAUACAACCUGUGCGUUGUGCCUGGGCUCCAGGGACCCUCACUGUGGCUGGUGUGUUUUACACAACAUCUGUUCGCGGAAGGACAGGUGUGAACGAGCGGAGGAGCCUCAGCGCUUUGCCUCGGAUCUGCGCCAGUGUGUCCAGCUGACUGUCCAGCCUAAGAACAUAUCUGUCACCAUGUCAGAAGUCCCGCUGGUCCUACAGGCCUGGAAUGUCCCUGAUCUCUCUGCUGGUGUGAACUGCUCUUUUGAAGACUUUACAGAGUCAGAGAGUCGCAUUGAAGAUGGCAGGAUCUACUGCAGCUCUCCUUCUACAAAGGAUGUCAUCCCUAUCACCAGGGGUCGAGGCGAUAAGCAAGUUGUGAAGCUCUACCUCAAAUCCAAGGAGACUGGGAAGAAGUUUGCAGCUGUGGAUUUUGUCUUUUACAACUGUAGCGUUCACCAAUCCUGCCUGUCUUGUGUGAAUGGGUCCUUCCCUUGCCACUGGUGCAAAUAUCGUCACAUCUGUACCCACAAUGCUGCUGACUGUUCCUUUGUGGAAGGACGUGUCAAAAUGUCUGAGGAUUGCCCACAGAUCCUUCCCUCCACCCAGAUAUAUAUUCCUGUGGGUGUGGUGAAGCCCAUCACAUUGACAGCUAAAAACCUACCGCAGCCACAGUCCGGUCAGCGCAAUUAUGAGUGCAUCUUCCAUAUCCCCGGCAGUCCCACACGUGUCACUGCUCUGCGCUUUAACAGCACCAGCAUCCAGUGCCAGAACACCUCGUAUUUCUAUGAAGGGAAUGACAUCAGUGACCUCCCAGUGAACCUUUCUGUGGUAUGGAAUGGGAACUUCAUCAUUGAUAAUCCACAGAACAUUCAGGCUCACCUAUACAAAUGCUCGGCGCUGCGCGAAAGUUGUGGUCUGUGCCUCAAGGCAGAUCCGCGAUUCGAGUGUGGCUGGUGUGUUUCUGAAAAGCGGUGUUCCCUGCGCCAACACUGCCCUGCCUCUGAGAUCAGCUGGAUGCAUGCUAGCAAUGGCAACAGCCGCUGUACGGACCCCAAAAUAAUCAAGCUGUUUCCUGAAACGGGCCCCCGGCAGGGGGGUACUCGCUUAACCAUCAUCGGCGAGAACCUGGGCCUGAAGUUUGAGGAUGUACGCUUGUGGGUGCGAGUUGGGAAAGUGAUGUGCCUUCCUAUUGAGAGCGAAUACAUCAGUGCUGAGCAGAUUGUCUGUGAGAUUGGAGAAGCCAGCCCUAGCAAAAUCCAAGAUGCACCUGUGGAAGUCUGCGUCAGGGACUGUUCCCCCAACUACAAGGCCACAGCCCCGAAAAGCUUCACCUUUGUGAAUCCCACAUUCUCACAAGUGACACCAUCACGGGGCCCUCUCUCUGGGGGCACCUGGAUUAGCAUAAAGGGAAAGCACCUCAAUGCAGGAAGUGACAUCACAGUGACCAUCGGGGGGCAAGCUUGUGCCUUUUCAUGGAGAAAUGCUGGCGAGAUCCGGUGUAAGACGCCACCUGGGCAGGUCCCAGGGGAGACACCCAUCCUCAUCCAUAUAAACCGAGCUGUACUUAGCAGUCCUGAAGUGGCAUACUACUACACGGAAGACCCCACCAUUCAGAAGAUAGAUCCAGAGUGGAGUAUCAACAGUGGUGGGACGCUAUUGACGGUAACAGGCACCAACCUGGCCACAAUCAAGGAACCCAGGAUCCGAGCCAAGUAUGGCAGCUCUGAGAGGGAGAAUAACUGCACUGUCUACAAUGACACCACCAUGGUGUGCUAUGCUCCCUCCAUUGACAACCCGGAUCGGAGCCCCCCAGAGCUUGGUGACCGACCGGAUGAGAUUGGUUUUGUCAUGGAUAAUGUCCAGGCCUUGCUGAUCAUCAACAAAACUAAUUUUGUGUAUUAUCCAGACCCUGUGUUUGAGUCUCUCCCUUCCGGCAUGUUGGAGCUCAAGCCAAGCUCCCCACUCAUCCUCAAGGGCCGUAACCUGCUCCCUCCAGCAACUGGAAAUUCCCGUCUAAACUACACUGUGCUUAUUGGUGACACUCCCUGUGCCCUGACAGUUUCUGAGACCCAACUUCUCUGCGAGUCACCAAACCUCACAGGACAGCACAAAGUGACGAUCAAGGCUGGUGGCUUUGAGUUCUCACCAGGGACGCUGCAGAUCUACUCAGACAACUUGUUGACCCUCCCAGCCAUCAUUGGCAUUGGUGGGGGUGGGGGCCUUCUCUUGCUCAUCAUCAUAAUUGUCCUUAUUGCAUACAAACGGAAGUCCCGAGAUGCUGAUCGCACUCUCAAACGUUUGCAACUGCAGAUGGACAACCUGGAAUCCCGCGUGGCCUUGGAGUGCAAGGAAGCCUUUGCUGAGCUGCAGACUGAUAUCCAUGAGCUGACCAAUGACUUGGAUGGGGCUGGGAUCCCCUUCUUGGACUAUCGCACCUAUGCCAUGAGGGUCCUCUUCCCAGGAAUAGAAGACCAUCCUGUUCUCAAAGAAAUGGAGGUCCAGGCCAAUGUAGAGAAAUCCUUGGCCCUGUUUGGCCAGCUCUUGAACAAAAAACACUUCCUUCUGACCUUCAUUCGCACCCUCGAGGCCCAGCGCAGCUUCUCCAUGCGGGACCGGGGUAAUGUGGCCUCCUUAAUCAUGACAGCGCUACAAGGUGAGAUGGAGUAUGCCACUGGGGUGCUCAAGCAGCUUCUUUCAGACCUGAUUGAGAAGAACUUGGAGAGCAAGAACCAUCCAAAAUUACUCUUGAGGCGGACGGAGUCAGUGGCUGAGAAAAUGCUGACAAACUGGUUCACAUUCCUUCUGUACAAGUUCUUAAAGGAGUGUGCAGGUGAACCUCUGUUCAUGCUUUACUGUGCCAUCAAACAGCAGAUGGAGAAGGGGCCCAUUGAUGCCAUCACAGGAGAAGCCCGCUAUUCUCUAAGUGAAGACAAGCUCAUCCGUCAGCAAAUUGACUACAAAAUGCUGACUCUGAACUGUGUGAACCCUGAGAAUGAAAAUGCUCCUGAGAUCCCAGUCAAGGUCCUGAACUGUGAUACCAUCACACAAGUGAAAGAGAAGCUUCUAGAUGCUGUGUACAAGGGAGUCCCCUACUCCCAGAGACCCAAAGCAGGAGACAUGGAUCUGGAGUGGCGGCAGGGCAGGAUGGCUCGGAUAAUACUGCAGGAUGAAGAUGUAACCACCAAAAUCGACAACGACUGGAAAAGGCUCAACACCCUUGCCCAUUACCAGGUGACAGACGGCUCCUGCGUAGCACUGGUGCCCAAGCAGAAUUCAGCCUACAAUAUUUCUAACUCCUCCACCUUCACCAAGUCACUCAGUAGAUAUGAGAGUAUGCUCCGGACAGCCAGCAGCCCCGACAGUCUCCGUUCCCGGACCCCCAUGAUCACCCCUGAUCUGGAGAGCGGUACCAAACUGUGGCAUCUGGUGAAAAAUCAUGACCACAUGGAUCAACGAGAAGGUGAUCGGGGCAGCAAGAUGGUCUCAGAAAUCUACUUGACCCGACUGCUAGCCACCAAGGGGACCUUGCAGAAGUUUGUUGAUGACCUCUUUGAGACUAUCUUCAGCACAGCCCACCGAGGGAGUGCCUUGCCUUUGGCCAUCAAGUAUAUGUUUGAUUUCCUGGAUGAACAAGCUGAUAAGCACCAGAUCAAUGACUACGACGUCAGGCACACCUGGAAGAGUAACUGUCUACCUCUGCGUUUUUGGGUGAAUGUGAUUAAGAAUCCCCAGUUUGUGUUUGACAUUCACAAGAACAGUAUUACUGAUGCUUGCCUAUCAGUGGUGGCUCAGACAUUCAUGGACUCUUGCUCAACUUCUGAGCACAAGCUAGGGAAAGACUCUCCCUCCAACAAACUACUGUAUGCCAAGGACAUCCCCAAUUACAAGAGCUGGGUAGAAAGAUAUUAUGCAGAUAUUGCUAAAAUGCCAGCAAUCAGCGAUCAAGACAUGAGCGCCUACCUAGCGGAACAGUCACGGUUACACUUGAGCCAGUUCAACAGCAUGAGUGCACUGCAUGAGAUCUACUCUUACAUCACCAAGUACAAGGACGAGAUCUUAGCUGCUUUAGAGAAGGAUGAACAGGCCCGAAGGCAACGGCUGCGGAGUAAGUUGGAGCAGGCAAUUGACACAAUGGCCCUGAGCAGCUGAAAAGGCCGGAGUGGGUGAUGCAGACUUCCCUAGCAGUGGAUACUAAGAUAGGGGAGACAGAGGGCAUGGAGGUGCGCGGCAAGCAAGAAAGCAGGAAUAUCUUGGGGCCCAGCACCAAGCAAUGCACAGAGUCCGCUGCGUCUUGGAAGACUUUUACACAAGCAAACCGCAAAAACUUAACCACCGUUACCACAAACAUAAAAAUGAACCUAUGUAGAGACUUUUUGAAAGGUGCGACGUAGCGAAGAAUCUGAAGGACCCUACGAGAUGCUCAAGGAAGGUCAGGGAAAAGAGCUCCAGCUCGGCUGCCCACUGCUCCCCAAG